This is a messenger RNA of Molossus molossus (Pallas's mastiff bat), 2247 nucleotides long. It is a transcript of the gene RRM2B, whose product is annotated as ribonucleotide reductase regulatory TP53 inducible subunit M2B. The coding region runs from base 104 to 1159 and encodes 351 amino acids. Gene Ontology annotation, cellular component: cytosol. Lineage: Eukaryota; Metazoa; Chordata; Mammalia; Chiroptera; Molossidae. The transcript has 9 exons. The record is from RefSeq and is a predicted model, not a curated record. Gene Ontology annotation, molecular function: ribonucleoside-diphosphate reductase activity, thioredoxin disulfide as acceptor. Gene Ontology annotation, biological process: deoxyribonucleotide biosynthetic process.
GCGGACUCAGCAACCCUACGGGCCACCUGGGACCCAGUGUUGUUGGAGGUGUCCUGAAGCGCUCGGUUCCCUCAGCUCCUGUAGCUCUGGCGGAGUCUGCGCGAUGGGAGACCCCGAAAGGCCGGAAGAGGCCAGGCCCGAGCUGGACGAGAGGUUAUCAUCAGAUACCAAUGAAAAUGAAGCAAAAUCAAAUGAAGAACCACUCCUAAGGAAGAGUUCUCGCCGAUUUGUCAUCUUUCCAAUCCAGUACCCUGACAUUUGGAAGAUGUAUAAACAGGCACAGGCAUCCUUCUGGACAGCAGAAGAGGUUGACUUAUCAAAGGAUCUCCCUCACUGGAACAAACUUAAAUCAGAAGAAAAGUAUUUUAUCUCUCACAUCUUAGCCUUUUUUGCAGCCAGUGAUGGAAUUGUGAAUGAAAAUUUGGUGGAGCGAUUUAGUCAGGAGGUGCAGGUUCCAGAAGCUCGCUGUUUCUAUGGCUUUCAAAUUCUCAUCGAGAAUGUUCACUCAGAGAUGUACAGUUUGCUAAUAGAUACUUACAUCAGAGAUCCCAAGAAAAGGGAAUUUUUAUUUAAUGCAAUUGAAACAAUGCCAUAUGUUAAGAAAAAAGCAGACUGGGCCUUGCGAUGGAUAGCAGAUAGAAAAUCUACUUUUGGGGAAAGGGUGGUGGCUUUUGCUGCUGUCGAAGGAAUUUUCUUCUCGGGAUCCUUUGCUGCUAUAUUCUGGUUAAAGAAAAGAGGUCUUAUGCCUGGACUCACCUUUUCCAAUGAACUCAUCAGCAGAGAUGAAGGGCUUCACUGUGACUUUGCUUGCCUGAUGUUUCAAUACUUGGUAAAUAAACCUUCAGAAAAAAGAGUUAGGGAGAUCAUUGUUGAUGCUGUUAAAAUUGAGCAGGAGUUCUUAACAGAAGCCUUGCCAGUUGGCCUCAUUGGAAUGAAUUGUGUUUUGAUGAAACAGUAUAUUGAGUUUGUAGCUGACAGAUUAUUUGUGGAACUUGGAUUCUCAAAAAUUUUUCAGGCAGAAAAUCCCUUUGAUUUUAUGGAAAACAUUUCUUUAGAAGGGAAAACAAAUUUUUUUGAGAAACGAGUUUCAGAGUAUCAGCGUUUUGCAGUGAUGGCGGAAAACACAGAUAAUGUCUUCACCUUGGAUGCAGAUUUUUGAAACCCUUCCCUUACCUAAACCUGUCAUUGGUAAAUAACAGUCUAUUUUUCUCUGCUUAAAAAAAUCAAACGAAAACUUAAAAAGUAUCUCCUUGAGAAAAUAGGAGUUUGCUCAAAAGGAAAUCCCAAACUAAAUAUCAAUCAAUUUAUACGAAUGUACUAAUUUUCCAGUUUAACAAUCAGAGUAUGAUCUAAAUGCUUUUGUUUUGUUGCUAAUACAAGAUAAAGUGAUUAAGAGCUUGACGUGAGGUGUCAGUUGUGAGUUUGAGAUUCUGUCUUUACUACUUUGUGUGACACUUGGCAAGUCAAUUAAUCUCUCUUAACCUCAGUGUACUUAUCUUUAGAAUGACUGUAAUAGUAGGUCCUAAAUUCACAGAGUGGACAUGAGGGUUAAGGGACAAAAUAAGUGUGUAGUCAGUACUACCUCCACCACUACCACUGCUACUGUUACUGCCACUGGUUAUUAUUAAUAGUGUUAAUUGCAGUGAUAUUGUGAUAAAAUGUUCCCAUCUCAAAGUAAUUGUGAUUCUACAUCCUAAGAUCUAGAAUUAGAUCUUUAUAAUUUUAAUGUUUAAGGAGGGAUAUAAAGAUUUCUAAAAAUUAUAAUUCUCAUUAAUUUGAGAGUAAUUUCUUUGAAUUCCUCAGUAUGUAGUAAAGGAAAUUUAGUUCUUGGUUGCUCUGUGCAGGAAGGACACUUACGGAGUGGAAUCCAGGAGGUUAUCAUGGUAGUUGGCUUUGUGAGCAAAAUGAUUCUGUUCCUUUAGAAAUUAAAAAGGGUAACUAUUGCCAGUUAUCACCCUGGAAUGUUUAAAACCAGGUGAAUUAGCUAGGAUAGCACUUCCCAAAGAGUAUUCUAAGAGCUAUUAGCCCCUUUAGAUAUUUUGUGGGGAAAAGGGAUUCUAUGGGCAAAUGAGUUUGGGAACUAUUCCUCUUUAUAGUGUAUACUUAGUACAUCAAAGACUGAGAAAUUCUGUACUGUGUAAAUUUAUUUCCCCCUACAGCCCUGGCCAGUUUGGCUCAGCGGUUAGAAUGUUGGCCCAUGGACCAAUGAGUCGUGGGUUUGAGUCCGGACAAGGGCAUGUACCUCAG